Chelmon rostratus (copperband butterflyfish) is the source of this 2818-nucleotide messenger RNA. RefSeq names its product patatin-like phospholipase domain containing 3 (gene pnpla3). Gene Ontology annotation, cellular component: membrane; cytoplasm; lipid droplet. The transcript has 9 exons. The coding region runs from base 106 to 1545 and encodes 479 amino acids. NCBI's taxonomy places the organism in Eukaryota, Metazoa, Chordata, Actinopteri, Chaetodontiformes, Chaetodontidae. Gene Ontology annotation, molecular function: triacylglycerol lipase activity. The record is from RefSeq and is a predicted model, not a curated record. Gene Ontology annotation, biological process: lipid homeostasis; triglyceride catabolic process; positive regulation of triglyceride catabolic process.
GGCUCCGCAGUCUGUGUCUCUCCACCGAGCAGGACACUCCGGCCAAGCCGCGGCACACUCGCUGAUCUGUCCGCUCGGGGCUCCUCAGCCAGGGCAUGCCCCGCCAUGUUCGACCUGAACGGAGGCUGGAACCUGUCUUUCGCCGGGUGCGGGUUUCUGGGGAUUUACCACAUCGGGGUCGCCAGCUGCCUGCUGGAGAAAGCGCCGUACCUCGUCAGAGGAGCCACGAAGCUGUACGGGGCCUCUGCCGGUGCUCUGACCGCCUCGGUGCUCGCCAGCCAGGCAUCAAUAACCAAAUGCUGUGAAGAUGUGAUCGAGGUGGCAAAAGAGGCCAGGAAGAGGAACCUGGGCCCCCUUCACCCUUCAUUCAACCUGGUCAAGGUGAUAAAGUCUGGCCUGAAUCGUGACCUGCCGUCGGACGCACACGUUCUGGCCUCGGGGCGGCUGUGUGUUUCGCUGACCAGAGUGUCUGACGGGGAGAACGUGCUGGUGUCAGAGUUCAGCUCCAAAGAGGAACUCAUCCAGGCGCUGAUCUGUAGCUGUUUCAUUCCCAUCUACUGCGGGCUGAUUCCUCCAUCCUUCAGAGGAGUGCGUUACGUGGAUGGCGGGAUCAGCGAUAACCUGCCGCAGUCGGAGCUGAAGAACACCAUCACCGUCUCCCCCUUCUCCGGCGAGAGUGACAUCUGCCCGCGCGACAACUCCACCAGCUUCCACGAGCUGUACUUCACCAACACCAGCAUCCAGAUGAACCUGGGCAACAUGUACCGCCUCAGCAGGGCCCUGUUUCCGCCAGAACCCAAGGUACUGGCUGAGAUGUGUCAGAGUGGUUAUAUGGAUGCUCUACGCUUCCUUGAAGAGAACAACCUGCUGAUGCUGCAGCACCCGACGUCGGGCCCCUCCCUGCCAGAGAGCCCGUCCGCCUGCUGCUGCGAGUACACGGAGACCACCAAAGAGUGGGUGCUCCGGAGGCUCCGCCUGCUGCGCAAGCAGCACUGGUGGCUGGAUGAGCAGAUCGUCCUGCCUACGCCCAUCAAGAAAGUGUUCUGCGAGGCCUGCCAAGACAAACCUGGCCUGUAUGCCAAGGUGUCCGAGAUGCUGCCAAUGAGAGUGGCCUCCUACAUGCUCAUGCCAUACACACUUCCUGUGCAGUCGGCCUACUCAGUGGCCCAAAGGUUUGUGGAGUGGAUCCCAGAGGUGCCAGCUGAUGUGAGCUGGCUGUUUGGGGUGGCAGGCAGCAUGUACCGACAGGCCUGGAAAGGAGCACCAGCCAGCUCCAUUAGUGAGGCGGGCCAGAGGAAAUGCCUGAGCGCGCCCCUUCUGCCUACAGAGUGCGACAGACCCACGCAGAGAGAUGACCCGCCUGCUCUCUCCUCCCUGGACCUCCACGGCAGCUACUGGGAGAUCCCCAAAUCUACCUCCUCUUCCUCCCACCAUCAUCCUCACAUCGCCCCAUCCUCUCCGCAGCAAGUCUGCUUCUUUGUCGGUUUGGAGGACGAACCCGGGAGCCGUGCACGGCAGGGGAGUGAUGCAGGACCUGCACUUUGACGAAGACGUGGUCAAAGUCCACUCUGUCUGUGAGGGGCUGGUGGCCAGUCCACACAGCACCAAGUUUAUCAUUACAUCCAAUGUUUUAAUACAACACAACGGUUUUAUGAUCUGUUUUAAUGUACAGCACAGAAAUUUCCUCAUUCCUGCACAGUUAAUUGAAUCAAGAUGUCUGUCCAUCCAUCUGCCUUUUUGUCCCUUCGAUUAUGUUUGUUGAUUUUUACAGUUGUGUGAUAUCUCCAGGCACCGUGCGACAGCUUUUUAGACGACAUGAUGCGACCUCUGACAGGUCUGCAUUUCUUAACAUACUUCAUCUCACCAGAAAGGGAACUUCUUAUUUCUCCACAAAUCAGACCAGUUUUGUUUUCCACAGUGUUCCCUCAGUGGCUUUUCAGCCCUGCCGAUAACUGGACAAAAGACUCAAGUAGGAAUAAACUAAAGUGUCCUUUAACUGAGAUGAUGUCAAAGACUAGACAGUAGAAGUCUAUAAUGAAACAAAUCUACCAAAUAAGACAGCCACUUUACUCAGUGGUCACAUCACUGACCAGUAUGUAGUUCCUGGUUAAUCUAGCCCAUUUUCUACACUUGUAGCGAGCAGCAGACCUCCCAAAUGAUAUAAGGAUAUUUUUUAUAUGACUUUAAAGCCUCUCUAGAGGCUGUUGUUAUGACGAAUGUCUGCCAAACUGAAACACUGAUGCUGACUGCUGAUCAGGAGAGUGCAACCAGUGUUAUUCCAGCAUCAGUGUUAUCAGAGUACAUGGUGUGACCUUCAGCUUGUAAAUCUCUUUUAUGUCUCAUAUCACUUGAAUGUAAAGUUAUGUUAAUGCAACUGUUAUGUUCGCUGACAAUUAAACAUUUUAAAUUGUCUGCUUUGCUUAUUUAACUGUCUUGUACCAGCUCUUAACUGAGCACACAGGAGAUCUCUACCUUUGCUGCAAAUGUGCUUCUAUGUAGCAAUGUAUGUAUCUAUGUAUCUUCAAUUUGAAUGUGAGUUUGGAGCUUUGGCUUUCCAAAUUUCCUUUUUUAUUAUAUUAUUGCAAAUCAUUGCUGAAAAUGAAUGCAAAUCAGAAUGAGAAUGUAAUACAACAAGCUCUCUCAACUAAGAAAAAUUGUGUGCUAUGUCCUAGUUAAAGAUUUUUCUAGUCAGUCUCUCCUCUGAAAGUACUGAUUCAAACUGAAACACAUGGCUGCUGUUCACAUUGCUUUCUAAAAUGUACAAUCCGUUUUGGUUUUCACAAUUAAUGGUCAUGCAUCUCCAUUUCAUAUGGGUUUC